Mycetomoellerius zeteki is the source of this 996-nucleotide messenger RNA. Its product is annotated as putative nuclease HARBI1. Bases 1 to 996 code for a protein of 331 amino acids. Lineage: Eukaryota; Metazoa; Arthropoda; Insecta; Hymenoptera; Formicidae. The record is from RefSeq and is a predicted model, not a curated record. The transcript is spliced from 4 exons.
AUGCGCAGUAACAGCAUCUUACCGGUGGCGCAGAUAGUGAUAGAGAUAGAGAAGAAGAGAAGAUGGUGGAGUAGCGAGCCAGGAUUAAGCGAACGUAAAGAGGAUCAAAAUCGUAAUCAAUCUGGUCGAAAUACUAUUAGUCCUGAAAAACAACUACUAAUGACGAUAUGGACACUUGCAACACCAGAUUCAAAUCGAUCUAUAUGUGAUCGUUUUGAUGUAGGUAAAGCUACUGGUUGGCGAUCAGUAAAACGAGUUGUAAAUGCUUUGAUCAAUCUUCGAAAUUAUUAUAUUAAAUGGCCAACAGAAGAAGAAGCAAUGGAAUGUGCUACAUUUCUUGAAGAAAAAAAAGGAUUUCCUGGAAUAAUUGGCAUGAUUGAUGGAACUCAUAUAAAAAUAGAAGCCCCACAAGAAAACCAUGAGAGUUACAUUAAUCGUAAAGGAUACCAUUCCAUUCAAUUGCAGAUAGUUUGCAAUCAUAAGAUGGAGUUCAUACACUGUUAUGUAGGAUAUCCUGGCUCAGUGCAUGACCAAAGAGUAUUUAAUGUGUCAAUGCUACAAGAUUUUUGCAGCGAUCCAAUUAAGUUUCCACGUGAUACUCAUUUAAUUGGUGAUGCUGCUUAUAAAAUUUUCAAAACUUUACUUGUACCGUACAAAGAUAAUGGUAGAUUAACUGAAAGACAAAAAAAUUAUAACUAUUGUUUAUCUUCCAUAAGAAUGACAGUAGAACGUAGCAUUGCUCUUUUAAAAACACGGUUUAGAAUUCUUCUUGAUAAACUACCAAUGAGAAGAAUUGAUCUGAUUCCUGAUUACAUCAUGGCCUGUUGUGUUUUACACAAUAUAUGUUUGAUGAAGAAUGACAUGAUUGAAAUCCCUAUAAUAGUUGAAGAUCAGAUACAAAAUAAUAUAAACGAUCUUGAACUGAAUACUCUGUUACAUAGACAAGGAAAAGAAAAACGUGAUAGAAUAAAAAAUACUCUGCAUAUGAGAAUGUAA